Aplysia californica (California sea hare) is the source of this 3024-nucleotide messenger RNA. RefSeq names its product extensin-like. The record is from RefSeq and is a predicted model, not a curated record. Bases 1 to 3024 code for a protein of 1007 amino acids. The transcript is spliced from 11 exons. NCBI's taxonomy places the organism in Eukaryota, Metazoa, Mollusca, Gastropoda, Aplysiida, Aplysiidae.
AUGGCUGAACUGCAAGUUGAAGAUGUGGCAUCCUUCAGGAACCUCCGGAAAGCUUCUCCAGAGUUUUUCCAAGAACUACUGGAGAAUAUUGGCCACACCAUCUACAAGGCAAACACUUUCUGGAGGCAGUCACUGGAACCUGACAUCAAGCUGGUUGUAACUCUUCGAUACCUGGCCACAGGAAAUAGUUACAUGCUCGUCGUGUCAACUAUUGCACGCCGUCGGCCUGAAGCUGGCCGAGACCAGCCACCUGUGCUGCCUGCAAUUCCUGUGGGACAGGGCGGUCCCGUAGGACAGGCUGGUCCUGCAAUGCCGGUGUUGCAAGCGGAGCCAAUGGAAGUGGACCCACGCCCUGCCCGUCCUGAGCUUGCAAUGCCGGCGUUGCAGGCUCAACAACCACUGGCAGCAAACGACCGUGGACAAUGUCAGGAGCUGACGCGUGUAAGCGGACGCCGUCGACUGUGCCAACGGAGACGGCGUCUGUCGCAGCCAUACUGUACUCAGCACAGUCGGCCUGAAGCUGGCCGAGACCAGCCCCCUGUGGUACCUGCAAUUCCUGUGGGACAGGCCGGUCCCGCAAUGCCUGUGGGACAGGCCGGUCCCGCAAUGCCUGUGGGACAGGCCGGUCAGGCAAUGCCUGUAGGACAGGCAGGUCCUGCAAUGCCGGUUUUGCAAGCGGAACCAAUGGAAGUGGACCCACGCCCUGCCCGUCCUGAGCUUGCAAUGCCGGCGUUGCAGGCUCAGCAACCACUGGCAGCAAACGACCGUGGACAAUGUCAGGAGCUGACGCGUGUCAGCGGACGCCGUCGACUGUGUCAACGGAGACGGCGUCUGUCGCAGCCAUACUGUACUCAGCACAGGCGUGCUGAAGCUGAGCACGGAGCUCCACUCGGCCAGGCAGCAGCUGUGGGGGUCGUAGUCGGCCCUGCCCCUCUCCCUCUAAAUCUUCCCCUGGCAGCUGCCCCUGCUCCUCUACCUUUUAAUCUUCCUUUGGCAGCUGCCCCUGCUCCUCUACCUCUUAUUCUUCCCCUGGCAGCUGCCCCUGCCCCUCUUCCUCUAAAUCUUCCUUUGGCAGCUGACCCUGCCCCUCUACCUCUAAAUCUUCCUUUGGCAGCUGACCCUGCCCCUCUUCCUCUGAAUCUUCCUUUGGCAGCUGACCCUGCCCCUCUUCCUCUAAAUCUUCCUUUGGCAGCUGACCCUGCCCCUCUACCUCUAAAUCUUCCUUUGGCAGCUGACCCUGCCCCUCUACCUCUUAAUCUUCCUUUGGCAGCUGACCCUGCCCCUCUACCUCUUUAUCUUCCUUUGGCAGCUGACCCUGCCCCUCUUCCUCUAAAUCUUCCCCUGGCAGCUGACCCUGCCCCUCUCCCUCUUAUUCUUCCUUUGGCAGCUGCCCCUGCCCCUCUACCUCUUAAUCUUCCUUUGGCAGCUGCCCCUGCCCCUCUACCUCUUGAUCUUCCUAUGGCAGUUCACCCUGCCCCCCUCCCUCUUAAUCUUCCUAUGGCAGCUGACCCUCUCCCUCUUCCUCUGAAUCUUCCUGUGGCAGUUCACCCUGCCCCUCUCCCUCUUAAUCUUCCUAUGGCGCCUCAUCCUGCCCCUGUCCCUAUCCAUCAUCUUCCUCUGGCAGUCGACUACGCCCCUCCGGCUGUGGUAUUCAACAACCCACAUGCUCCUCGAGGAUGGCACCGGGCUCAUCCAAUGCCAGGCUUGCAGGCGACGUUUCCCAUCAUCAUUGUUGCACCUGCAGCCUGGCAUCCACAAGCUCCACCACCUUAUGGCGUCUCUCCAAAGUCUGGGCGUGCUGAAGCUGAGCACGGAGCUCCACUCGGCCAGGCAGCAGCUGUGGGGGUCGUAGUCGGCCCUGCCCCUCUCCCUCUAAAUCUUCCCCUGGCAGCUGCCCCUGCUCCUCUACCUCUUAUUCUUCCCCUGGCAGCUGACCCUGCCCCUCUACCUCUAAAUCUUCCUUUGGCAGCUGACCCUGCCCCUCUACCUCUAAAUCUUCCUUUGGCAGCUGACCCUGCCCCUCUACCUCUAAAUCUUCCUUUGGCAGCUGCCCCUGCCCCUCUACCUCUAAAUCUUCCUUUGGCAGCUGACCCUGCCCCUCUACCUCUAAAUCUUCCUUUGGCAGCUGACCCUGCCCCUCUACCUCUAAAUCUUCCUUUGGCAGCUGCCCCUGCCCCUCUACCUCUAAAUCUUCCUUUGGCAGCUGCCCCUGCCCCUCUACCUCUUAAUCUUCCUUUGGCAGCUGCCCCUGCCCCUCUACCUCUUAAUCUUCCUAUGGCAGUUCACCCUGCCCCCCUCCCUCUUAAUCUUCCUAUGGCAGCUGACCCUCUCCCUCUUCCUCUGAAUCUUCCUGUGGCAGUUCACCCUGCCCCUCUCCCUUUUAAUCUUCCUAUGGCGCCUCAUCCUGCCCCUGUCCCUAUCCACCAUCUUCCUCUGGCAGUCGACUACGCCCCUCCGGCUGUGGUAUUCAACAACCCAGAUGCUCCUCGUGGAUGGCACCGGGCUCAUCCAAUGCCAGGCUUGCAGGCGACGUUUCCCAUCAUCAUUGUUGCACCUGCAGCCUGGCAUCCACAAGCUCCACCACCUUAUGGCGCCUACAAUUUUGUCAUUCACGUGGCUGAAAGAGACAUUGUAAACUUCAUGGGGCAGCAGCAGGGACGGAGACAGUUGGUUCCAGGAGGCCGGAGACUGCCUCUCCCUCUCCCUCCUGUCCCUCUUCUACCUCUCCCUCCUGUCCCUCUUCUACCUCUCCCUCCUCCCCCUGCUGCUGCUGCUCCUCCUCACGCUGGCCAGUCUGUGUGGAAGCGAGUGUGGGCGUCUGUGUCUUCGGGAAAAACACUGGUGUUGGUCAAGAAAGGCUGCAGAGGCCAAAGAGUGUGCACAGGCCACAAGGGAUGUGGAAAGUAUUUUCCAGGUAUUGCAGCAUUGAAGAGGCACGGGGCUUUACAAAGGACGGAGGAAGAAAUGGACGUGGAGGAAGAGGAGGAAAAGGAGGAAGAGGAGGAAAUACAGUCAACCGCUUGA